Molecule: messenger RNA, 2448 nt
Organism: Trichomonas vaginalis G3
Lineage: Eukaryota; Parabasalia; Trichomonadida; Trichomonadidae
Product: armadillo (ARM) repeat-containing protein family
Exons: 1
Coding region: 1-2448 (815 amino acids)
Source: RefSeq, a predicted model, not a curated record
AUGGCUUUGCAGCAAUGUUACAAACAACUUUACAAUUACAUCCAUGAAACAGAGAGUGGAUCACUCUACAUGGGAGAAGCCAUUGAUAUGGAUGAAAUUUGGAAAAUUAUCCUCAGUAAUUCGGAAGAAUCAAUUCAAGGUCUUGCAGGUUUUGAGCAACUAUUAGACCAAUACUCAGGAAUUAACGAAGAAACCGAGAAAAUUAACUCUAUUAUCACUGCUGUCAAGAAAUUUUCAAAUCAUAAUCUAUCAAUUAAAGAAAGGAUCAAAAGUGCAAGUGGUCUUAUCAACUUUAUGGCAUACUUUGAUGAAAAAUCCAUGCUAUCAGUGAUAAAAUCGUUUAUUGACAUUUUAAGAAUACUUUGCAAACAAUCAGAGACAAUUCCAUUCAAAUUAGUCAGUGAUUUAUGCAUAUACGGCAAUAUUCCAGAUGCAUCUCUUGCAAAGAUCUACGAUUAUUUACAGAGUCUUCCAAAAGAAGAUUUAGUUCCAGUCUCGUUUAUUCAUGGCCUAUUAUUCUCGCAUUACAUGGGCUCACUUGAUGAAAGCACCGAACUCGAGCUUGACAAAGUUCUUUCUUCAAUAGAUAAUUUAGUUUUAACUUUAGCGAACGGAACUCCACUUGAAUGCGCCGCUGCAUGCCACCUUGAAUCAGAAAUAGGUUCCUUAUCGGAAGAUGACCCUCACAUGAUUCUAACAGAGAUUUUUGAACCCGCAAUUAAAUUAGCUUGUAAUAAAGACCCAAUAUUAGCUAAACAAGGCCACAGAGCAAUUCUUAAUCUAUUCAAUAACAGACUAUGCAUUUCUUACGACUAUAUUAUCAAAUUCCUCGAUUCAAAAUCUCAAUAUACGAAUCUUCAUCAUUAUUACAAAGAAUUAAGGGAACUUGUUGUCGAAAGUGACGAUGAAGAAGAGGAAGAAAACAAAUUUAGCGAAUUUACUCUUACAGAUGCUUCGAGAAAGAAGAUUUUGAAAUUCUUACAUCGAAUUAUUGUAGAACCAACAACUUCUGACGAAGAAAGAGCCGAAGCACUCCUUACUGUAUCGAAAUUAACCACAAACGGCAUUGAUUUGGCCCAAAAUUACUAUGAAGAAGAGACAGAUUUGGCAAUUCAGCUUGUAAACUCUGACAAGAAGCAUCUCUAUGGCAAUCUCGCAGUAUUCUUCACUCUCCCAGCAAUGUUCGGUAACUCCUACAUCCACAAACAGAUAAAAAAGGUAAUUCCGAAAUUAUAUGAAGUUGCAAUGGGAACAAUGGCCGAAGACAAGGUCUGCGGCAUCAUUGGUGACGGAUUAUCUGAAAUUGCAGCAUCAGACGAUUUCGAAGAACUCAAAGGAGACGUUGUUUUACUGAUCACGAAACUGUUUAAAUCUCCUUCGAACUCAAAUUUGGAAUCAGCGACGAUGAUGGUCUCCAGCAUGAAGAAGAAGAUCGACGAGCACGACGCAGGACAGAUCUAUAAGUGUGCUGUCGUUGCAGCUCAAAAUUGCCCAAAUACAACUACAACUCCAUGGAUUUUCAGCUGCUUGAAAACUUUGAUAAAACAUUUUCCGGUAGAUGAAAAAGUGACAUUUGACUUCAUCUCGAAUGUCAUGGAAGGGAAAAUUGCGUUUUUGCAUGAUAUUCCUUUGUUUUAUAAUGAAGAGAACUCAGAGAUAUAUAAUUAUUUGAAAUUCGCGUUUUUGAGAUUCAAAUCUUGCAUUCCAUUAUAUGCAGAAAGGUUCGUUCAGUUCCUUGUAACUGCUAUUGAUGAUAUGAAACUGUCCGCUCUCAAGCCAUUGACUUCUAUGAUCCAAAAACAAAGAUUAGAUAAAAAUCAGUGCAAAAUUGUUUCGAGAUCAUGCUACAAGAUAUUCGAAAACCUUGGCUACACGUAUAAUGAUACUCUAACAGAAGCAGCAAGGUGUUUGGUCGCAAUUAAGAAGGUAUAUUCAGAAUUACUUACAGCUCCUGCAUUGAUUUCACUGAUGAAAGAGGUAAAUGACGCAUUUGAUGACACAGAAGAGACAUUCAGCGGAAAAUUGUACUUCAUUUAUUUGUUACUUUGUUUAUUAAUCGAACAAGACGAAACAGAUAAGUCAGAAGAAGACCAAGAUGAUGCAAACCCUAAAAUAGAGAUAAUUGACAUGCUAGGUUUGUAUCUUGACGAAGUAGAAUUUGUUCAAAAACAAAAUAUGAGUGAUGAGAUAUUGAAUAAGAUGAAUAUUUAUGUAUCGAAGUUCCCAACAUCGGAAUUGGCCAGAGCUAUACUCAAAGUCAUGGUUUCUUUCUUGAUGUUGCCAAAAUUACUCGAAUUCCAUAAUAUUUCACAAUCAACUGAAAAGGAAAUGAGAAGCAAUGUUAGAAAAGUUGCUUCAGUUAACAAAGAUGCUGUUUGCUUUAUUUUUGAGUCUUUUCCAACAAAUUAUGGAACAAGAAGAAAUUUGCAUAGAUUACUUAAUGAUUAA